Kogia breviceps (pygmy sperm whale) is the source of this 1711-nucleotide messenger RNA. The record is from RefSeq and is a predicted model, not a curated record. NCBI's taxonomy places the organism in Eukaryota, Metazoa, Chordata, Mammalia, Artiodactyla, Physeteridae.
CGCUAGGAGGGAAGAAUUACUUACAAGACGGCUUAGGAGCCCCAGAGGAUUUUUCGAGAAGGAGACAUUUACUUGUGCAGGAUUUUGGAACACGAGCUACCUACCUCCCGUCGUCCGUCUUUGGUCAGCCAAGGAGGAGACAUGCUCCCGCUCCUCUAGCCCGAGAGGCCGCACAGCGACUGCGACUGCGCGCGGCUGCGCACGCCCUCAAGCCCACCCCUUCCUGCCGAUUCUUGCGGGGCGUGGCGGUGCUGGUGAGAUGGCGGCUUCCGAGAAAAUGAUGUUUCCGGAGAAACUGAGCCACAAAAAGUACAGGGCCGCCCUGAAGAAGGAGAAACGAAAGAAACGUCGGCAGGAACUCGCUCGACAAAGAGACUCAGGACUCUUACAGAAGGAGGAGGAGGAGGAGACAGCGGCGGAUGCUUUUAUUGAAGAACAAGAACGAGAAGAAGAGAGGCUGUUGGAGAGAGAGAGGCAAAAAUUACAUGAGGAGUGGUUGCUGCGGGAACAGAAGGCGCAAGAAGAAUUCAGAAUAAAGAAGGAAAAGGAAGAGGCAGCUAGAAAAUGGCAGGAAGAACAAGAGAGAAAGCUAAAGGAAGAAUGGGAAGAACAGCAGAGAAAAGAGAGGGAAGAGGAGCAGCAGAAGCUACAGGAGAAGAAAGAAAGAGAGGAAGCUGUGCAGAAGAUGCUGGAGCAGGCUGAAAAUGAGUUGGAAAAUGGCACCACAUGGCAAAACCCAGAACCACCUAUGGAAUUAAGAAUAAUGGAAAAAGAUCGAGCUAAUUGUCAAUUCUACAGUAAAACAGGAGCUUGCAGAUUUGGAGAUAGGUGUUCACGUAAACACAAUUUCCCGGCAUCAAGUCCCACCCUUCUUAUUAAAAGCAUGUUUACGACAUUUGGGAUGGAGCAGUGCAGAAGGGACGACUAUGACCCCGACGCAAGUCUGGAGUACAGCGAAGAGGAAACCUACCAGCAGUUCCUGGACUUCUAUGACGAUGUGCUCCCCGAGUUCAAGAACGUGGGGAAAGUGAUACAGUUCAAGGUCAGCUGCAACUUGGAACCUCAUCUGAAGGGCAAUGUGUAUGUUCAAUAUCAAUCAGAAGAAGAAUGCCAAGCAGCCCUUUCUCUGUUUAAUGGACGGUGGUACGCAGAACGACAGCUUCAGUGCGAAUUCUGCCCAGUGACCCGAUGGAAGAUGGCAAUUUGUGGUUUAUUUGAAAUACAGCAGUGUCCAAGAGGGAAACACUGCAACUUUCUUCACGUGUUCAGAAAUCCCAACAAUGAAUGUUGGGAAGAGAAUCGAGACAUGUACCUGUCUCCUGAUCGGACUGGCUCCUGCUUCAGUAAGAACUCAGGGAGGAGGGAGCGGCUGAGCCGCCACGACGACUACUACAGUAGGCCGCGGAGGAGGAGCAGCCCCGGGCCGGCCCACUGCUACAAGCGGAAUGGGGAGACCGAGAGCAGGAGGAGGAGGAGCCACGGGGGCAAGAAAUCUCACAAGCACACGUCCAAAAGCCGGGAGAGGCCCAGUUCCCGAAGAAGAGGAAGAAAAAGGGGCUGCAGCCGUGGCCAGGGCAGCCGCAGCUGCCGGAGCCGCAGCCGGAGCCGCAGCCGGAGCUCCUCCAGGUCCAGGAGCCGUGGCAGGAGGACGUCGGGGAGCCGAGACUGAACUCUGCAGAGUCCCACAUCCAAAUAAACUUACCAUGUCCUA